Molecule: messenger RNA, 1466 nt
Organism: Oncorhynchus gorbuscha (pink salmon)
Lineage: Eukaryota; Metazoa; Chordata; Actinopteri; Salmoniformes; Salmonidae
Gene: dhrs4
Product: dehydrogenase/reductase (SDR family) member 4
Exons: 9
Coding region: 163-1035 (290 amino acids)
Molecular function (GO): carbonyl reductase (NADPH) activity
Source: RefSeq, a predicted model, not a curated record
AACGUCGUCUUUAAACUCGUGUUUUUAUUCCUGUCUUCUGUCACUGGACGUAAAGGACUUUGCACAGAGGUACUUUGAACUUACAAUUUGUAAACCAACAGUACGCCAAACCUUGAUUAUUGGUGUUACAUGUAACCGUUAUUGAUCAGAAAGUCAAAGGUAAUGCUGAGGUGUUUUGUUAGCAGGAGCCUUUUGACCAAUCCUGUCGCAGGUCAAACAAGAAAUAUGUCUGGGGGCAGUCUUGCUGGGUCUCAAAGCAGUCUUGCAGGGAAGGUCGCCAUAGUGACUGCCUCCACUGAUGGAAUUGGUCUGGCUGCAGCUCAGGCUCUGGGUCAGAGAGGGGCUCACGUCGUGGUGAGCAGCAGACGUCAGUCCAACGUGGACAAGGCCGUGGCACUACUGCAGAGUGAGAAGAUACAAGUGACCGGGACGACUUGCAACGUUGGGAAAAGUGAAGACAGAGAAAGACUGGUUAACAUGACAGUGGAACAUUGUGGAGGUAUAGACAUCCUGGUCUCGAACGCAGCAGUCAACCCUUUCUUUGGAAACAUCAUGGACUCCACAGCAGCAGUCUGGGAUAAGAUCCUGGAUGUGAAUGUUAAGGCAGCCUUUCUUAUGACCCAACUGGUGGUGCCUCACAUGGAGAAGAGGGGGGGCGGGAGUGUUGUGUUUGUGUCCUCUGUCGCCGGCUACCAGCCUAUGCAGGCCCUGGGUCCUUACAGUGUGAGUAAGACGGCCCUAUUAGGCCUAACCAGAGCCUUGGCCCCUGAACUGGCCCAGAGCCACAUCCGUGUCAACUGUGUGGCCCCCGGCGUCAUCAAGACCCGCUUCAGCCAAGCAUUGUGGCAGGACGAAGACGUUGUGGACGAGUUCAAGAAGCAGCUUAGCAUUAAAAGGUUGCCUUCAACUUCAUUCUUAGGGGUUGGGGAGCCAGAGGAGAUCGGUGGAGUGAUCGCUUUCCUGUGCUCUAAGGACGCGUCCUACAUCACUGGAGAGACCAUCACUGUGACUGGAGGGAUGAGCUGCAGGUUGUGAGACUAGUCGGGCUGUAAAGUGUCAAUAGAAUCUGGCCACGCUGACUGACUGUGACGCUCAAAAGGAAACAAUGCUUGUAAUGUAAGAAUGGACUGUAAAGACAGGUAGAUUUAUUCUACAUUGCAGAGAAAUGGAAUCCUCUAAGACGGUAGUGCCAUGAGGACACUAAAGGCAGGAAGUGGACAGUGUUGACACCACUGCUGAGAUUAUUACUGACAUUCUCGGUAUGCUUUUCAGUGGGCUCUAUACAGUGUAUUGGGUUAAUAACAAAUUAACAAAAUGUAUUAUUACUACACUUCAAAGACUGUCACAGCACACUAAAGCAUUUGAGCUCACAAGUAGGGUCCAAAUGUCUGUUUUCGCUCUGUCCCACCAUCAAGCCCUUAGGAACUAUAACUACAUUGCCUUAAUAAACAAGAGAGUUAACGCUG